AUGCGCGGCUGGAUUAGCGACUGCAUAGAGAGCCACCAAGAUUGCGCUAUUGCGAACAAUGGCUUCAUUCCCAGCCGCUUACUCAAUGUCCAGGAUGGCAUUAAUUUGCAGGACACUCGUGAGAUGGCACCUGUGCCGUAUGUGGCUCUAAGCCACUGCUGGGGUACGCACAUUGCCGAGAAGCCCAUGCUGAAGACGACUUGGAAAACGAUUGAGGAAAAGAUGGUAGAGAUACCAUGGAACAGUCUACCUGCAAACUUUCAGGAUGCUAUCAAUGUCACCCGUGCGCUUGGCUACGACUACAUCUGGAUAGAUUCGCUCUGCAUUAUCCAGGACUGCACCCGGGACUGGGAGCAAGAAGCGGGGAAGAUGGCCGAGGUGUACAAAUAUGCAACAGUGACGAUCGUUCCGACGGCCGCAAAGUCCUGCCACGACGGUUUCAUCCGCCGC
Molecule: messenger RNA, 450 nt
Organism: Cryphonectria parasitica EP155
Lineage: Eukaryota; Fungi; Ascomycota; Sordariomycetes; Diaporthales; Cryphonectriaceae
Exons: 2
Source: RefSeq, a predicted model, not a curated record